Messenger RNA from Microtus ochrogaster (prairie vole), 3708 nucleotides. It is a transcript of the gene Mlycd, whose product is annotated as malonyl-CoA decarboxylase. NCBI's taxonomy places the organism in Eukaryota, Metazoa, Chordata, Mammalia, Rodentia, Cricetidae. Gene Ontology annotation, cellular component: peroxisomal matrix; mitochondrial matrix. Gene Ontology annotation, molecular function: malonyl-CoA decarboxylase activity. Gene Ontology annotation, biological process: fatty acid biosynthetic process; malonyl-CoA catabolic process; acetyl-CoA biosynthetic process. The record is from RefSeq and is a predicted model, not a curated record.
GGCAGGGUCCGGCGGCGUCCCCUGCUAGCAGCUGUUGCGGGUUAUCAUGAGAUGCCUUGGGCCAGGUUUGAGGGCUCGGCGCCUGUUCCCACCCCGCUACCCGCCGCAGCCGCCGGGGCCUCGGGCGCCUCGGCUGUGCAGCGGGCUCACGGGUGGCGCCAUGGACGAGCUGCUGCGGCGAGCCGUGCCACCCACGCCGGCCUAUGAGCUGCGCGAGAAGACGCCUGCGCCCGCCGAGGCGCAGUGUGCCGACUUCGUGAGCUUCUACGGCGGCCUGGGAGAGACGGCCCAGCGCGCCGAGCUGCUCAGUCGCCUAGCGCAGGGCUUCGGCGUGGACCAUGGCCAGGUGGCCGAGCAGAGCGCCGGGGUGCUGCAGCUGCGCCAGCAGUCGCGCGAGGUGGCCGUGCUGCUGCAGGCCGAGGACCGGCUGCGCUAUGCGCUCGUGCCGCGCUACCGCGGCCUCUUCCAUCACAUCAGCAAGCUGGACGGCGGCGUGCGCUUCCUGGUGCAGCUGCGGGCCGAUCUGCUGGAGGCGCAGGCCCUCAAGCUGGUGGAGGGGCCGCACGUCCGGGAAAUGAAUGGAGUACUGAAGAGCAUGCUGUCCGAGUGGUUCUCCUCUGGCUUCCUGAGCCUGGAGCGGGUCACCUGGCACUCCCCCUGUGAGGUGCUUCAGAAGAUCAGUGAGUGUGAGGCUGUGCAUCCUGUCAAAAACUGGAUGGACAUGAAGCGGCGUGUGGGGCCAUACCGGAGAUGCUACUUCUUCUCCCAUUGCUCCACCCCUGGGGAGCCCCUGGUUGUCCUGCAUGUGGCUUUGACGGAUGACAUUUCCAACAACAUCCAGGGCAUCGUGAAGGAGGACCCUCCAUCUGAAACGGAGGAGAGGAACAGAAUCUCUGCUGCUGUCUUCUACUCCAUCAGCCUGACCCAGCAGGGCCUGCAGGGGGUGGAGCUCGGGACCUUCCUCAUAAAGCGAGUGGUCAAGGAGCUGCAGAAGGAGUUUCCUCACUUGGGGGCCUUCUCAAGCCUGUCGCCUAUACCUGGAUUCACCAAGUGGCUUCUUGGGCUCCUGAAUGUGCAGGGAAAGGAGCAUGGGAGGAACGAGCUAUUCACAGACUCAGAGUGCAAAGAAAUCUCAGAGGUCACAGGUGACCCGGUUCACGAGAGCCUCAAGGGCUUCCUGAGCAGUGGUGAGUGGGUGAAGUCAGAGAAACUGGUGCAGGCCCUGCAGGGGCCACUGAUGAGGUUGUGUGCCUGGUACCUGUAUGGUGAGAAGCACCGAGGCUACGCCCUCAACCCAGUGGCCAACUUCCAUCUACAGAAUGGGGCCAUGAUGUGGCGUAUCAACUGGAUGGCUGACAGCAGCCUGAAAGGCCUCACUAGCUCCUGUGGCCUCAUGGUCAACUACCGCUACUACCUGGAGGAGACGGGCACCAACAGAAUCACCUACCUGGGCUCCAAGAACAUCAAAGCCUCUGAGCAGGUCCUCAGCCUAGUGGCCCAGUUCCAGAAGAACAGCAAGCUCUAGGGACAUCCUCCCAAAGCCUGGGCCCUUGCUCAGAAAGGAACUGUGUUUGAUGGGCCAGGCUUACUCACCGUAGGAGCCUUUUCAGGGAAGCCACAGCUGUGCUGUGUCCCCUGACCUCAGCAGGCACUCAGGAGGCCCCACCUCAGCUGUCACUGUGCUGGCCGACUCACUGCUUGGAGGAGGUUCUGGUGUGGGUGCACACACUGUGGGAGAUAGCACUGUGCUCCUCCAGAAGCUGCCCUGCUGCCCCACAACCUGUGCCUUCAGGAAGCUGGUGUAGGUGCACACACUGUGGGAGAUAGCACUGUGCUCCUCCAGAAGCUGCCCUGCUGCCUCAUGUCUUCCUCCCUGUCUCUGCCGUGGCUGCUAUUGCAGCUUAUAGCUCAGACUGGAGGCUUUGUGACAUGUACAGGGCAUAGUCGGCCCCUCAAGGAUGCUGCUGCUUGAGGCCAGGGUUGGCUUAUAGGGCUUAAAUGAGAUUCCAGUUCACAAUGAACUGAAAAGUAAAGAACAAGUCUGUUCUAGAAACACUAAACAUGAUUGUUCACUACACACCUUUCUUCAAGUGUGCUACACUGUGUACUUUUCUUCAAGAUCAGAGUCCUGGCAAGGCUCAGGGUCAGCUCUGAAAUGUCCACAGCAUCACAUUCCCCAGCCAAUCCAUUGGGAACCGAGUAUGGAUGAAGUCAGGUGCAGGACGAGGAGCAGAGAAGAGGUGUGUAUGUGUGUGGUUGUCUGUAUCUCAGCAUGUCUGCAUGACUGAGAAGGUCUGUAUGUGUUGAUGUGUGUAACUGUGUGUAUAUAUGCUUGUCACGGGGCUGGGGACGGGAUGGUUUUUUGAGUGUAUCUGUAUGCAUCUACAUCCAUCCACGUGCAUCUGUGAGUGUCAAACAUCAGCAGGCACAGGGCUCCUACUUUCAGUCAUGCAUGUCCCUUGCCUUUGUUGACUGCAUCUUCUAGACCUUCCCAGACUGGCCUGUCGGUGCAGAGGGCUGGCUCCUGGAAGCAGCUGGGAUUAGGAGCUAGUGUCCUCUUCACCCAACUAGAGGCAGGGAGUGGCCGAGGCAGGGAGACCUCCAAGGCAUAAUCUGUCCCCCAACUUCACUCAAUACCCUGUUCUACAGGUCACCCUCAAACCGCCUGGCUCUCUGCAUCAGCUUGCUGACCACCCUUUAAAGUGUAGUCCUGGAGCCCCUCCCUCCCCUGGCCUUCACCUGCUGCCAGCACUCCAGUAAUGGCUUCCUUUGCUGUGUUCUUGGUGCUAGGUCAUCUGACCUGUUGGGAUCCUACCAUGGCCUGACCCUUCUAGCCUGCAGGGCCCUCCAACAGCUCUGGAACCCCAUCCUCACUAAGACCCAUGGCAGGAUGCUCCUGUUGACACAGAUGGGAAAAUAAAAGGACACUUCUCAGUAAUCCCACUUCCCUUCUCAGGAGCUGGGGGAUCUAAAUGAAAUGAGGAUGGUGGGAUGUGGGUCCUGGAAUUAGCACAGCAUUUGUGGUGUGGUAGAUCGCUCUGGCCCCUUCCCAGGCCAGCUGGUCAUUGUAGUUGCUGUCCCCCCAUUGCCAUCAGAUAGCACUGCUGCGGGUCCCCUGCCUUGUCCAAAGGGUGCAGAAGGGUGGGGUUUGGGUUAACUGGUCCCUUGCUCACAAAGGCAGUCUAUCCGGAGCCACAUCAGCCCACACAGACCUUGAACCUGAGCUCGGGGUGCAGAACCAACUCUAGGUUCCCAGAACACUGAACUACUGGCAGGCAGAGAGCUGGGGAGGGAUGUGGAGUUGGAAGGGGUACAGGGCUGUGGGGGACCACUGAACUUUGGGGGAGCAGAAAUUGGGGUGCAUGGAGCUGGGGAUACACAUAGUUGCGGGGGAACAGAGCUAUCACUUCCCCUCCCCUCUUGUAUGGCUGGUCUGCUUUGCCACUAGAGGCUGUCAACAUGUGUUUCAGGGAGCCUCUCUUGUCUCCAUUCCAUGAAUCUCAUUUAGGCUGACUAAACAGCAGUUUUGGGCAUGAGCCCAGAUCGCAGAUCCAAAUCCCAGUGCGCCAGUAGCCACGUUUCAGGCAUCAGCCCUUGAGUGACCAUUGUUAAAAUUUUUCAUGUCACCCUGUGCAUAAGGAUUCAGUAUUUUAUGUCCUUGAAUAUAAUCUAAGACUGAAAAUAGGUGAUUAAAAACAAUAGUAUCAA